This is a messenger RNA of Tachyglossus aculeatus (Australian echidna), 3471 nucleotides long. RefSeq names its product E74 like ETS transcription factor 1 (gene ELF1). Gene Ontology annotation, cellular component: nucleus. The record is from RefSeq and is a predicted model, not a curated record. Bases 390 to 2285 code for a protein of 631 amino acids. The transcript has 9 exons. NCBI's taxonomy places the organism in Eukaryota, Metazoa, Chordata, Mammalia, Monotremata, Tachyglossidae. Gene Ontology annotation, molecular function: sequence-specific DNA binding; DNA-binding transcription factor activity, RNA polymerase II-specific. Gene Ontology annotation, biological process: cell differentiation; regulation of transcription by RNA polymerase II.
CCUUAGAAACACUUAGUUUCAUGUAUGACUCAUAAACUGAAGCUCAGACACCACUUCCCCAAUCUCCAGGAGCCAUUUUAACAGCAUAAAACUGUUGGAUUUCAUUUGCCUUCUAGCCUCUGGGACCACAGCAGCAGAUUUCCAAGUCAUUAAGGGGUGGAGUCAGACCAGAGAAAAGAACCAUUGAGAAGAGGAUUUCCCUAGUUUGUUUGAAUUGCAGCAGAGGCAAACGAAGAAAAUCUGAAAAUUUGAAGGCUGGGAAUUUACCGACUGAACUGGAUUUCCCUCUUCAGUUUUACAUUUGGCUUGGGCAUUGGAUUCUCUUAACUGUGGUUUAAACCUGGCCGGAUUUUGUCUCAUGCAGCUCUGAGAGAAGGGAAUGCUUUAUUAUGGCUGCUGUUGUACAACAGAACGAGCUGGUUUUCGAAUUUGCCAGUAACGUCAUGGAGGAUGAGCAGCAGCUUGGUGAUCCUGCCAUUUUCCCAGCUGUGAUUGUGGAGCAUGUCCCCAGUGCAGAUCUCCUCAAUGGAUAUGCUGGUUUAGCCUGUGUGGAUGAGCCCAAUGACAUGAUUACCGAGAGUUCACUGGAUGUAGCUGAAGAAGAAAUCAUAGAAGACGACGACGACAUUACCCUUACAGUGGAAGCUUCCUGCCAUAAUGGAGAUGAAACUAUUCAAACUAUUGAAGCUGCCGAAGCACUCCUCAACAUGGACUCCCCUGGUCCUAUGCUGGAUGAAAAAAGAAUAACAAAUAUAUUUAGCUCCUCUGAAGAUGAGAUCGUUGUUGCCCCUGUUACACACGUGUCGGUCACACUAGAUGGGAUACCGGAAGUCAUGGAGGUCCAUCAAGCCCAAGAGCCUUAUGAUGAAUCACUGGACACUCCUCCCCCAGAGCAGCCUAGGAGGAAAAAAGGUAGGAAAACCAAACCUCCUCGGCCAGAAUCUCCCACGACCACACCGAACAUAUCUGUGAAAAAGAAAAACAAAGAUGGGAAGGGAAACACAAUUUAUCUCUGGGAAUUCUUAUUAGCACUGCUGCAGGACAAGGCUACGUGUCCCAAGUACAUUAAAUGGACUCAGCGAGAGAAAGGCAUUUUUAAGCUGGUGGAUUCGAAGGCCGUGUCCAGGUUGUGGGGAAAGCACAAAAACAAACCUGAUAUGAAUUAUGAGACUAUGGGCAGAGCGCUCAGGUACUAUUAUCAAAGAGGCAUCCUGGCUAAAGUGGAAGGCCAACGCUUAGUGUAUCAAUUUAAGGAAAUGCCAAAAGACCUGAUCUACAUAGACGACGAGGACCCGAGUUCCAGCAUAGAGUCUUCCGAUCCUUCGCUGUUGUCGUCGGCCACGGUUUCCAGUAGAAACCAGGCGACCAGAUCCAGGGUCUCGUCCAACGCAGCAAUGAAAGGAACAGCCACUACAGUUCUCAAAGCACCAGGAAAUUCCAAAGCUACCAAAUUGAAAGAGGCUGGUGAAGUCUCCCAGCCACACCUACCUGGCGUGGCACCAGAAGUUUUGAGGACAAUGCAGUCACCGCAGUCGGUCUAUCCAACCCAGCUUUUUCGGACAGUUCAUGUCGUGCAGCCAGUUCAAGCUGUCACAGAAGGACAUGCCGCUGAGAGUGGUAAUAUGCAGGAUGAAACGUUAAAUUCCUCCAUCCAGAACAUGAGGUCUCUACCGGCCCCAGCCCAGGUUCCAGUGGUGGUUUCCCCUGGGAACCAGCAACUGCACGCGGUCACACUCCAAACGGUGCCUCUUACAACUGUCAUAGCCAGCACAGAUCCAACCUCAGGGACAGGAUCUCAGAAAUUUAUUCUCCAAGCCAUUCCAUCGUCCCAGCCCAUGACUGUACUGAAAGAAAACGUCCUGCUGCAGUCUCAGAAGCCCGGCUCGCCUCCGUCCUCCAUUGUCUUCAGCCCCGCCCACGUCCAGCAGGUUCUGACCAGCAACGUUCAAACCAUUUGCAACGGGACGGUCAGUAUGGUCUCGUCUCCGUCGUUCAGCGCGACUACCCCCGUAGUGACCUUUUCUCCGGGCAGCUCACAGCUGGUAGCCCAUCCACCUGGCACGGUGAUCACUUCAGUCAUCAAAGCCCAGGAAACCAAACAGACUGUGAUUCACGGGGUGGUGAAACAGGAGGGAGAAGAGAGCGAGGCGGAAAAGUCCGAGCGGCCGGAGCGGAACGUGCAGUCGCAGCCGUUUGUGAUGGUGGUGUCCAGUUCCAACGGCUUCCAGUCUCACGUGGCCGCCGUGAAGCCAGAGAGCGAACAGUUGGAACCCAGUUCUUAUUAGCGUACCAGAUUUCAGGGGGUGAUUUUAUUUUCUUCAAUGUGAUUUGUAUGAAAAGGGAUUCGAUUUGAAGCAUUACGAAGCUCCUGAAGUUGGGCGGUCGUUAGGAGGUCCUAACUUAGCUUUGGCCUGGGUUUUCAGUCCACUGUUAAAUGUCGUUACUAGGUGCAAGAAGAAAACAUUCCAAGAACGUGUUUGGAACUCAAGCGUGAAGGAACGUGCGUAUUCUGCCAUGAAGACAGCCUUUGGAAAGCUUCGUCCGAUGCUACCUUGUGCAUUUGAUUUGCAUUUCCAUGUUCGUUUUGCAGAAUAGAAAGAAGCCAUUUUGUUUAUUUGUACAUACGGUAUAUGUAAGGCCACAAUGAGUUUAUCUAGGAUUUUUGCAUUCCAUUUAUACGAACCAAGAAAUUGAUUUUGUGCUUUUUGUCGUCAGGUGAUAUGACUUGUCUGGUGUAACGCACGCAGGCCUCCAGUUAGUUACAGUGUGGGUGCCACUAAUUAUGGCUUUGGAAAUUUAAAAAAGAGAGAUAGAGAAAUCAACACUCCCCGUAUUUAAAAUUAAUGCUGCACUAAUUUAAAAAUUGCUAGGGAAUCCUGGAACAAAAAUGCCUAAGGAAAAAAAUAAGGGCACCUCAAUAAUUGUAGUUUUUUUCAUCAAUGGGCAGAUUUUCCCAAUUGUAGCAGGUACUCUUGGGAGACAUCUUAAUUCUUCUGGGCUGUUAUUUGCUGAUUAGUCAUUUCCUGGGCUGGGUGGCCUUGAAAAUAUAUGUCCAAUUUACAGAGAUUUAUUUAUGCCUUAGGAGAAUCUAGCCGACAUUCAGUAGCUCUGAAGCUGUAACUGCUUUUCGUUCUGGAUUAUUUUGUAAAGUGGGUGGGGCAGGAAUUGUAUACAGAGAUAUAUGAAGAGCUAUCCGGGUUUUUUGAGAUGGAAUAAUUUUAGCAUUUUCAAAAGUGUAAAUAAUGUACAUUUAAUUUCACACAAAAAGUAAGUUUUUCAGCAAAUUUGUUUCCUAGUAUAGAAAAAAAGAAAUUUUUAUAGUAAGAAUCAUUAUGUUAUGUUUAGAGGUCUAAUGUUAUAUGUAUUCAUAUUAUUACAGAGUGAAUUUGUAUUUAAAGCAAAUUUUAAAAUUUUGAAACUCCUUUAAACUUUUUUGUAUUUUUAAUUGGUUUAUUAUUAAAAUAAAUCAUG